Closterium sp. Yama58-4 is the source of this 1131-nucleotide messenger RNA. Lineage: Eukaryota; Viridiplantae; Streptophyta; Zygnematophyceae; Desmidiales; Closteriaceae. The record is from the annotation of a GenBank genome assembly.
AUGCGCCGACGCCAAUGUCCCUGGACUUGGGCGUUCAGUCAAAUUCGAGGGCCUCCUGAGCAACUCACCUACCACGUCUGCCUCCCACCAGAUGCCUUCACCAUUGUGUACGACGACCCCGAAGAUGACCUGCUGUACGACGACGCCAAGAAGGACGUCGACCUGCCGGAGCUCGACCCCGACAUGCACGCCGACCCUGAGCACCGCUGGGACAUCGGUACGAUGACGGUGAAGGAGGCGUUGGCGAGCUGGAAGGGCAAGGCGGUGAAGGCCGCCAUGGACGAGGAGAUCCGCAGUCUCAUCGGCAUGGGCACCUGGGAGCUGGUCGAACGCCUACGCAGGGUGUAUGGCGCCGACUACGGCGAGACGUGUGCGCCGGUGAGCAGCUACAUCACGCUGAGGAUCUUCCUCAGCAUCGUCGCCGUCCUCGACCUCAACCUGAUGCAGCUCGACAUGAAGAACGCUUUCCUGCAGAGCAAGCUCGACAAGUCGCCGCUACUGUGGUACCGAGCACUCGAUGUUGUGCUGAUGAGGGCUGGCUGGAAGAAGAGCCAGGUCGACGAGGCGUUGUACUUCAAGGUCGGCGACGACGGAGUGGCCUGCUGGGUGCUGGUCUACGUCGACGAUCUGCUCGCCGCAAGCAGCAGCACUGCGAUGCUGAAGGAGCUGAAGGAGCUGCUGGAGGCCGCCUUCAAGUUGCGCGAGAUCUCGCGGGUGGUGAAGUACCUCGGGCUAGAGAUCACGCCGAUCUCUCUCGAUGCAUACGCCGAGCUCACCUUCGACAACGAGAAGGCGCAGGAGCGCGAGGAGGAGGAGUACCGGCAGAAGGUCGGCUCGCUGCAGUUCGCAGCGACGACGACGAGGCCGGACAUCGCCUUUGCCUGCAGCAAGCUGGGGAGCGGCCUCACGGUGAGGAGCGACCAGCACUGGCGCGAGGUCGACCGCUGCCUCGCCUACCUCGCCAACACUCGUGACACCGCCCUGGAGUUCGGCGGUGGACCAGAGACGCUGGAGCUGGUCGGCUACGUGGACGCCGACGACGCCGGCGACAAGCAGAACCGGACGAGCACGGGCGGCUACAUGUUCGUCUACGGAGGGGCCGCAGUCUCCUGGUCGAGUGCGCGACACUAA